AUGGCCCACCAAGACGCCGCCGCCCAGCCAUGGGAUCCCUCCUCGUGGCGCUCAAAGCCCAUCAAGCAGUCUCCCACCUAUCCCGACCCCUCCAAGCUGCAAAAGGCCACGGCCGAGCUCUCGCGGAUGCCGCCGCUGGUGCACCCCCACGAGAUCAACGCCCUCAAGGCUCACCUGCGCGAGGUCGCCCUGGGAAAUGCCUUUCUGCUGCAGGGCGGCGACUGCGCCGAGCUGUUUGACUACUGCGAGCAGGGCGCCAUCGAGUCCAAGAUCAAGCUGCUGCUGCAGAUGAGCCUCGUGCUCAUCUGGGGCACCAACAAGCGCGUCGUUCGCAUUGGCCGCAUGGCUGGCCAGUACGCCAAGCCGCGGUCGAGCCCGACGGAAAUGGUCAACGGCCAGGAGCUGCCCAGCUUCAGAGGCGACAUUCUCAACGGCUACCACGUCGACGAGCGUGAGAUUGACCCCGGCCGUCUCCUCAAAGCGUACCACCACUCUGCUGCUACUCUCAACUACAUCCGCACAGCCCUCGCCUCUGGCAUUGCCGACCUGCACCGGCCCCUUGACUGGGGCCUGGGCCAUGUCCGCGACCCGGCGCUCAAGGAGAAGUACUCCAAAAUCGCAUCCAGCAUCCAGCAGACGCUGCGCUUCCUGCAAGUCAUCAACGCCCGCCCCGGCGAGCUCGAGACCGUCGAGCUCUACACCAGCCACGAGGGCCUCCUGCUCGAAUACGAGCAGCCCCUGACGCGCCUCCUCGAGAAGCCCACCCAUCCGGGCGUCAGCAGGCCCGGCACGCCCCCAAGCUCAUCACCAACCAUCAAGCCCCUCCAGGCCGGCGGCGAAUCCAAGGAGUACUACGACACAUCCGCCCACUUCGUCUGGAUCGGCGACCGCACCCGCCAGCUCGACCACGCCCACGUCGAGUUCUUCCGCGGCAUCGCAAACCCCAUCGGCAUCAAGGUCGGCCCCUCGACCCCGACCGAGGACAUCCUCGCCCUGCUCCGCGCCCUCAACCCGUCCUGCGAGCCCGGCAAAAUCACCCUCAUCACCCGCUACGGCGCCGGAAAAGUCGCCGAGCUGCUCCCCAAGCACAUCCGCGCCGUCGAGGACUCGGAGCACCGCCGAUGCGUCGUCUGGCAGUGCGACCCCAUGCACGGCAACACCCUGUCCACCCCGACCGGCAUCAAGACCCGCCGCUUCAACGACAUCUACAGCGAGCUCGAGCAGUCGCUGCGCAUCCACAAGGAGGAGGGCAGCUACCUCGGCGGCGUGCACCUGGAGCUGACCGGCGAUGCGGUUACCGAGUGUCUGGGCGGCAGCGAGGGCCUUGAUGAGGAUGACCUCUCGACCAACUACACGUCUUUCUGCGACCCGAGAUUGAAUGAGAAGCAGGCUCUUGAGCUGGCUUUCUUGGUGGCGGACCACUACUCCCGGGAACAUAAGAAAUGA
Molecule: messenger RNA, 1446 nt
Organism: Trichoderma atroviride IMI 206040
Lineage: Eukaryota; Fungi; Ascomycota; Sordariomycetes; Hypocreales; Hypocreaceae
Biological process (GO): aromatic amino acid biosynthetic process
Molecular function (GO): 3-deoxy-7-phosphoheptulonate synthase activity
Source: RefSeq, a predicted model, not a curated record